AUGGUAUCAGAUAAUAUUUCUGGAGAGUAAAUAGCGAUCCAGAGCAGACGCAAUGAACAGGGAAUUGAGGAAACAGGUACUAGGUUGCUUCAAGCAGCUUCACAGAACUCGGCUUAAGGUCUUUGAGGGGGAUGCAAGAGCACUAAUUGCUGCCCGCCAGAGAAUAAAUGAAGAAUUUGCAAAAAACAGAAAUAUUUCAGAUGCUGAAGAUGUGAAAAAGCUUGUUGACUUUGGACAUCAAGUGGAAGAAGUUCUAUGUAAAAGCGUAGUUCAGGCUGUUCAGAAAGGAGAUGGAGUUUACACUGCCAAGAUCCGUGAAGAAACAACCAGACUGGAUAAUAAGCCUUAUACCGAAAUGCCCGAGAGUUUGAUUGGCCCAUUCAAGAAAAAAAGGACAAAAUGCAGUGACCAGGAAAAGUAAAAUGUAAAUGUAAAAAAAAAAGAAAAGAAAAGAGAAAAAAAAAAAAGAAACAAAAAGAAUUAUGCAUCUCUGUAUUGGAUGCACUGUAUAUAUAUCUGUAAAUAUCAAGUCUUAAGAUUAGCCAGGCAUAUUGUAAAAGACUGGCAGAUGAUUUAGAAAAUGGUAACUGAUCAGUCAUGUGAUUAGUUACUUGUUCUUUCAUUUUGUUAAUAGUAAAGUUAACUAAGAAAAA
Messenger RNA from Penaeus indicus, 653 nucleotides. RefSeq names its product complex III assembly factor LYRM7-like. Gene Ontology annotation, molecular function: protein folding chaperone. The record is from RefSeq and is a predicted model, not a curated record. The transcript is spliced from 5 exons. Gene Ontology annotation, cellular component: mitochondrial matrix. Lineage: Eukaryota; Metazoa; Arthropoda; Malacostraca; Decapoda; Penaeidae. The coding region runs from base 53 to 421 and encodes 122 amino acids. Gene Ontology annotation, biological process: mitochondrial respiratory chain complex III assembly.